Messenger RNA from Triplophysa dalaica, 1837 nucleotides. It is a transcript of the gene tafa3a, whose product is annotated as TAFA chemokine like family member 3a. NCBI's taxonomy places the organism in Eukaryota, Metazoa, Chordata, Actinopteri, Cypriniformes, Nemacheilidae. Gene Ontology annotation, molecular function: receptor ligand activity. The record is from RefSeq and is a predicted model, not a curated record.
UCAAUGGCAAAUAACAACACACCCACACUUAAGCUAUAUUUUUCUAAAACUGACUUUUUUUAUCUGCUUUUGAAACAGGUGAAUGUCUCAAAAAAGCCAUUGUGUCUCGCGUAAACGGGCACCACAAGGACGUACCGCGUCUCCCCAUCAUGCCGUAACCUGGGUUCGCCAUUCCACCAUAUACUUCAGCAGAGAGACCAGAUACGUCCCUCGGGUCCGAACAGAUGCUUGAAGCGCCGAACACUGGAGAGGCGCGGAGUCGCGCGUCUCACCUUGCGCUCUCAACACAACGCAUCGGGCAUCCACAUCCUUAACUCACGACUGCAGCACCCGAACAACUCUUUGCUUAAACAAAUGACAUGGCUGUAAUGGAUAAAAGGAUUUUGCAUAUCUGAACCCUUUCCGACAACAAUUGCAACUUAAGAUCUCACCGCACUUGGUUAUCCAAGUGUUCUCCAGCGCGCAAAGUUCAGGCGCAUUCAGAGGAACUUUGGAGCGCGGGAAUCCGGAGGACUAAUUUUAGACUUUCUGAACCGGCUCAAUUUCCCCUCCAGGAUUCCCUUUUAAAUUUGCUUCACAUUCUCUUCUCUCUGUAGGUGAUGCUUUCCUCGGGAUCGUUUUUGCGCAAAGGGAAAUUAUCCGCCUUUGAUUGUGCCCGGUUGUUUUUUCUCACAAUGAGAAGCAAAUGAGACGGUUAUCCCACCACUUUCAUUGACAGCCCAACGACAGGAUGCGGGAAAGGGAACUGCAGUGUGUGGGCAGGAGGUUGCUGCUGUUGGGCAUCUGUCUGCUGUCUCUAUGGGGUCAGCUGAGUCUGGCCUCAACACACCGCAGUCAUAUUGUGCACGUCAAAGCAGGAACCUGUGAGGUCAUCGCAGCCCACCGCUGCUGCAACAAGAAUAAAAGAGAGCGUUCCCAAACUGUCAAGUGUUCUUGCUUCCCUGGGCAGGUUGCAGGGACGACAAGAGCAGCUCCCUCCUGUGUGGACGCUUCUAUAGUAGCACAGAAGUGGUGGUGUCAGAUGCAUCCUUGUAUGGAGGGCGAGGAGUGUAAAGUUCUGCCCGAUCUGAAGGGCUGGAGCUGCAGUACGGGAAACAAAGUCAAGACAACUAAGGUCACGCGAUAGUCUGGGAUCAAUACACAUUUGGGACUAGCAGUGUUUUUGGAUCAAAGAAAUGGAAAUGAAGAUACAUUGACUUCAGUCUACUUCACAACUAUUGGAAGUUCUUGGACCACAGCUGAAUACUGAUAUUCCUUGGAAUGGACCAUUUAAACACAUGGAUAAUACUUUUUCUCUAUCUCCCUAUAUUUUGGGUCUGCCACACUCCCAUCUUUGUUUUAUAUUCCACAUUGUUGGACAAGUUCAUCACACGCAAUGUAAAGUAAAUAUUCCAUGAAUCAUCACGAUUGCGGAUCGGUUUAGAGACACAACGGAUUAUAUUUCCUUCUGAAGCAAAUGUGGACUUGAAAGGUUCACUUACUACUUGAAUCAUUCGUGUUUCAGAAGCACUAAUAUUCAGUUCCCUGUCCUUUGAUGCCAAUAUUUUCUUUCUUCUACUAUGGCGAGAUCUUUUGAUCAGCGUGGGAUGUAUGAUUUUCGGAUUUGCUUUUGGGGCACUCUGCUCCAUUUUGAAAUGGACUCGUGCAAGCGAGAGGCAAGUAUAAAGAAAAGAAUUACAGUUAUUAAUAAUGGAUGAAAAGCCGAAGUGGUCUGGUGGACCAGUGAAAAUGAAGAUAGCAAAAAGAUUUAUUGUUUGUUUUUAAGAGCCUCGGUGGCCGCUGUUGAGUAAAAGUGUCCGUAUUAUCUCCAAUAAAAGUAUCUCUAUGGGAAAUCUCA